Molecule: messenger RNA, 1123 nt
Organism: Aspergillus saccharolyticus JOP 1030-1
Lineage: Eukaryota; Fungi; Ascomycota; Eurotiomycetes; Eurotiales; Aspergillaceae
Exons: 2
Coding region: 1-1065 (354 amino acids)
Source: RefSeq, a predicted model, not a curated record
AUGCAGUGCACCCGCAGCAGUGGAUCGAGCACACCCAUGGGGAGGGAUCCGGAUGCCCGUUGGGUGCAGUGGCUCGCCCUCACCCGACGCAACAACCCGGCCUCCUUGUCCAGCGGUGCGCUAUCGCCCUCCUCGUUAUCGACCGCCUCGCAGCCGAUGGCGUGCUCAAAUCUCAAUAAUAGCGGCGGUGGCCGAGUGCGCUCGCGGAGCAGCGCCACCAGCUACUUUGCUUUACUGUCUGCGGCCGAGGACGCGCACCAGCACCAGCACCAGCACCAUAAGCAGCAGUACUACCACGGCGGCGCCACCCCCGUCCCCACCAGUCGACACUUGGAUUCCUCGUGGGUGGCCUGGCUCAAUGACCGCCAGCAGCAGCGGCAGGGUGGGUCGGCCCUCGGGGAUGCAUCCGCCGCCGCCGCAGCGGCAGCGAGCGGCACAGUAGGCCCGCAGCAGCAGCAGCAGCAAUAUUGCUACAAUCCCGGCCUGGGGCGUUCCCCCUCGGAGCCACCGAUGCACGGCUCCUCGCAAGACAGCAACGGUACGAUCAUGCCCAGCGCCUUCUUCAACACCACCUCUGCAUUCUCCACCGCCACUACAGCCACCACGGGCCCGCCAUCCAUGAUCUCCAGCGCGGCCACCCCCUUCUUGUCCCCGCUGGCGGCGCCCCUCACAGACGCGGAGAUAGACGCGCUGAGCCAGCAAUUCCCGGAUCUAUCGGCCGACGGGUUCCUGCCCACGGGGUUCCCGGCAGAGGGCGUCCCGAUGCACGACGAGGAGAUGAUGAUGAUGAUGGAUCAGGGUGGUGGUGGUGGUCCGUUUGACCCGGCCGAGUUAGAUGCGGGCUUGCUGACCUGGCUAGACGAGCAGCACGCGUUUGCGUUCAAUGAUCGACUGGGCGGUGGUGGCGAGGAUGCUCUGGCGGUGCCCGUGGCGGUGGGCGUGGCCGGCGGGAGUCCGACGACGAGCAAACGGGGGUUGAGUCUGGACGUUUACCCCGGAGAAAUCUCCGCGGAAGGAACGGGGUGGGAGGGGGCGACGAAGAAGCAGAGGGUAUAUUCAUCCUAGGGGCGGUGCCGGUAGCCAGACUGCCCCUGUUGGUGUACUGCUCUAGCCCUGAUCCGGG